GUAGCAAACAAAAUCCGAGAUUUUAUCUGAUACUAUAUAAGUGUUAGCGUGGUACGAGGUAAAUAUCAGUGAUAUAAUAUAUAAUUGUGUUACAGGACACCAACGAAAUUAAAAAAAAACGAGGAUGCUUCGCUACCUCGUUUUGCUGUCUCUGGCCUCUGUGGCCGUGGCCUACUUUAACCCUCACUAUGCCGCGGGCCGGAGCACCAUGGUCCAUCUCUUCGAAUGGAAGUGGGAUGACAUCGCGGCUGAGUGUGAGCGGUUCCUGGGCCCAAGGGGAUUUGGUGGUAUUCAGGUAUCACCCGCAAAUGAGAACCUGGUCAUCUGGUCUCACAACCGCCCUUGGUGGGAGCGCUACCAGCCCAUCUCCUACAGGCUUGUUACCCGUUCUGGAAACGAAGAGCAGUUCGCCAGCAUGGUGAGACGAUGCAACAGUGCUGGUGUUAGGAUUUACGUCGACGCUAUCAUCAACCACAUGACUGGCACUUGGAACGAGAACACUGGAACUGGAGGCAGCACCGCCAACUUUGGAAACUGGCACUACCCAGCUGUGCCAUAUGGCACCAACGACUUCAACUGGCCCAAUUGCGUCAUCAGCGGCAAUGAUUACGGAUGCUGCGCUGACAGAGUACGAAACUGUGAGCUAUCUGGUCUGAAGGACUUGAACCAAGGUACUGAGUAUGUCCGCACACAGAUCGUCAACUUUAUGAACCACCUCAUUGGCUUGGGUGUUGCUGGUUUCAGGAUUGAUGCUGCUAAACAUAUGUGGCCAGGAGAUCUACGCAUAAUCUACGACAGGCUACAAAACUUGAACACAGACCAUGGCUUCCCAUCUGGUGCCCGUCCAUAUAUUUACCAAGAAGUCAUUGACCUUGGCAGUGAAGCUGUCAGCCGAGAUGAAUACACUCCUCUUGCAGCAGUCACGGAAUUCAAAUUUGGCAUGGAAUUGAGCAGAGCAUUCCAAGGAGGAAACCAGCUAAGAUGGUUGGUCAACUGGGGUCCUCAAUGGAGUCUUUUGGCUUCAGACGUAUCUCUUGUCUUCAUUGAUAACCACGACAAUCAAAGAGGUCAUGGCGCUGGUGGUAACAUCCUCACCUACAAGAAUGCCAGACCUUACAAAGCAGCUAUUGCCUUCAUGUUAGCCCAUCCAUACGGGGAACCUCAGUUAAUGAGCAGUUUCGCCUUUACUAAUACUGAAGCUGGUCCUCCAAUGGACAACAGUGGCAAUAUCAUUUCUCCAUCUAUUAAUUCUGAUGGAACAUGUGGUAAUGGUUGGGUGUGCGAGCACCGCUGGCGUCAGAUCUUCCAGAUGGUUCAAUUCAGGAAUGUAGCUGGCACCACCGGCCUCAACGACUGGUGGGACAAUGGCGGCAACCAGAUUGCUUUCUGCCGCGGUGGCCAGGCUUUCAUCGCUUUCAACCUUGAGUACUGGGAUAUGAACGAGAAUCUUCAGACUUGCCUCCCUGCCGGCACAUACUGCGACAUUGUCUCCGGCUCCAAGAGCGGUAACAGCUGUACCGGCAAAUCUGUUACCGUCGGCAAUGACGGACGUGCCAGGAUCUCCAUUGGAGCCAACGAGUUAGACGUGUUCCUUGCUAUCCACAGAGGAGAUGAUUCACGACUCUAAGCUGAGCUACCCGAGAGAGAUGGAAGACUACUAAUGGAUGGAAGUUUUCUAUUCUCCAUCUGAUUCGACCUGUGAAAAUUACUAUAUGCAAACUUGAUUCUACACUUUUUACACUAUAUAGACUAAACAAAAUUAAAAAAUAUAUAAUUCUUGUUUGUUUUAAAAAUAAAGUAUUUUUUCAUUUGAUUA
Messenger RNA from Plodia interpunctella (Indianmeal moth), 1816 nucleotides. RefSeq names its product alpha-amylase 2-like. NCBI's taxonomy places the organism in Eukaryota, Metazoa, Arthropoda, Insecta, Lepidoptera, Pyralidae. The transcript is spliced from 9 exons. The record is from RefSeq and is a predicted model, not a curated record. Gene Ontology annotation, molecular function: cation binding; alpha-amylase activity. The coding region runs from base 125 to 1627 and encodes 500 amino acids. Gene Ontology annotation, biological process: carbohydrate metabolic process.